Molecule: messenger RNA, 797 nt
Organism: Serinus canaria (Common canary)
Lineage: Eukaryota; Metazoa; Chordata; Aves; Passeriformes; Fringillidae
Gene: FBXO48
Product: F-box protein 48
Exons: 2
Coding region: 10-441 (143 amino acids)
Biological process (GO): SCF-dependent proteasomal ubiquitin-dependent protein catabolic process
Cellular component (GO): SCF ubiquitin ligase complex
Molecular function (GO): protein binding
Source: RefSeq, a predicted model, not a curated record
GCGGCGGGGAUGGACGCGGAACACGCUGCCGGCCGGGACAGCGCCGAGGGAAGAAGAGGAGGACUGGGUGACUUCGUGUCUGCCCUUCCUCCCGAGAUCACAUCCCGGAUUUUCAGUGGGCUGGAUGUCGAGAGCUUGUGCCACGCGUCCGUGACGUGCAAGCGCUGGCACCGCGUCAUCGACAGCAACGAGCGGCUGUGGCGGCGCCACUGCCUGGCCGUGCGGGCCGUCUGCCACCGGGAGAUCGACUGCGACCGAGGGAACGGCUAUUCCUGGAAGAUUACAUUGUUGAGAAACUACUGGAAAAGCAAAGUGAAGCAAGAAUGGCUUAGUGGGAAAUACAGCAACAUUCCUUCACAAUUCAGUUUGCCAGAGAAAAGCAUGUAUCCAAUGGAUGCCGACACGUGGGGAGAGAUCUUGGAAGCAGAACUUGAGAGAUGAUAAACCAGUGCUGAUUCUUGCAACUCAGACAGCUUUUGCCUAUAGCAGACACACUGUUCAGCAGUUGUAAAACUGAUUUUGAACUGAUUAUGAAUUUGUGAUGAAACCUUCGCCAAAAAAUUAUGGGUGUCUUUUUUUAAUUUGCAUUUUACUGUAUUAAUUUUAUGUAAAAUUCUAAAAACAACUAAAUAUUCAGUUGUAAUUUAUAUUUAUAAAUUUAAUAUUCUACUGCACUGUCAAAAAUAUGCCGAUUUUAAUUUCACUUUGCACUUUUUGUUUUGGAAGAGAUGAUUUUUAUAUUUUAAAAAAUAAAACAAGCAAACAAAAAACAGAAAAACAACCAACCCCCAAAAACC